Molecule: messenger RNA, 4680 nt
Organism: Symbiodinium sp. CCMP2592
Lineage: Eukaryota; Dinophyceae; Suessiales; Symbiodiniaceae
Source: the annotation of a GenBank genome assembly
AUGGAGGACUGGAGGGCACGAUGGCCCAUCCCUUACCUGCGGGCCCUGUGGUCCGUGGUGCGGCCACCGCUCGUGAGAUAUCGGGAGAUCGCCCCAGCAGCCGGGCUCAUCUACGCUAUCUGGCAGAGGCGGCAAUGGCAAAAGCAGACCGAGUUGCAGGCCCUGGCAGUCAGAGAGGGGCGCUUCAUGGAGCAGUGCUCUAUCCUGCUGGUGAACCUCGAAGGUUUGACCUGCGGUGCCAACCUUUCUUCCACGGUGUCCAUCCAGACACUGUUUACGCGGACUCUGAAGUCACUGAUGUUCGACAACGAGAAGAUGGUGGAGUUGGUUUCUUACGCAGCCGAGAGGGCCACCCCUUCACAACCACUCCUGGAACUGGGUGGGGACGGUUGGCUUGUCAUGGCGAACAUCAACGCUCACCUCAUGGAGGCCCUGGGCUCCAGCGGCCACGCGGCAGCAGCCUGUGGCUUCCCGGUGCGGGUGGUGGAGUUUCUCUACGCGCUGGUCAAUGAUCGGACGACCAAAUCGCGGCAGCAGCUGCGAGUCUAUGUGGUGCGCGAGAGCGACUUGCGCAACAUUCCGGAGGCGGCUGCGUUGGAUCUGCGACGGAGCAGCCACCGGAACGCGUACGGCGUUCUGCAGAGCAUGGCAAGGUCGUAUUCCGUCCCUCCGCCACAAAUGCGAAAGCACAACGUGCUGGGCAUGACGAAGUUCUCGUGGGCCAUGGUUUGCGAUAUGUUGGCGCUAGCCAGAGCCCAAGCUAUCGAAAGGAACCCAGGGGCUCCUAUGUUCGACUUCGGCAAAGUCUGCGGCCCGGAGGUCGCUCUGAAGGGUCAGCUCGCGCAGCUUCUAGAUCUCCGAUACGGCUCCGCGAAGCAGGAUCGCCGGCUCGCCAUAGCCAGGCUUUGGGGCAUCGGUUUCCCACAGGGAGCCUUGGUCCAGCUGGAUGCCGGGCCCUUGAACGAAGCAGAGCUCGGAAUGGCCUUCCGCAUUGCCUUCGUCGCCUCCCUGGUCGGCAAGGUGGUGUCCCUGCUGGGAGAGAUUCAGGGAAAGAUCGAAGAGGAGGGCAAGGCCGAGGAUGUGAAGAUCGCUGAGUACAAGGCCAUCUGCGAGAGGAGGCCGUGGGAGGUAGCGGCCUCCACGAUUGGAGAGACCCAGGAGAGCCUGGCCGGCAACGAGGCAGACCUCAAGGCCCUCGGGAGAAAAACAUCGGCGUUCUGCUGGGCGAAAGAGGGAGAACUGUACUACAGCUUCGCCUUAUCCUACCAAGGUGCCUUGGUGCAGGUGAAGGGCGUGGGGGACAGCAAAGCCCUGCAUAGCCUCGUGGAGGGACCCGGAACGCCAGACUGUAUCAACCCUUUCAAGGGUCGUCUAUCUCGUGACGAGUUGCUCACGGCAGACCACAUUUUGCUGCAAGAGAAAACGCAAGCCCAUGUCGGAUUCAACAAGGAUCGUUUCGACGAGGACCAGGUCCGUGAGCUGCGCCGCAAGGAGUCCGAGGCAAAGCACAGCUUCGAGAUGGUGAAGCAGUCCCUGGAGGAUCUCCAGCUGACCAAAAUUUCGCUGGCCGAGGAUGAGCAGACCUUGAGCGACUUCGUGGCUGACUGCCAACAGGAGGUCGCGGCCUACGAGGACGAGACAAAGAGUCGAGCUUUGGAGAUGGAGGCCUUGAAGACGGCGAAGGCGGCUCUGAUGGAGUCCUCCGGGAUGUCCUUCCUGCAGCUGGAGCAGGUCCACGACAGGUCCUCCAUCCGCAACAGCCAGGACUUGAAGCACUUCGAGGUGGUGCGCCUGGUCCGUAGCCUCGGCCAGAAGCUUGGAGACCACCAGCUGGUGCUGCUCUCAAGGCGCAUGGACUCCAUGCUGCGCACGGAGGCCGGGGCUUCCGCAGACGUCUUCGAGAAGAUUAAGACGAUGAUCACAGACAUGAUCACCACGAUGAAGGAGAAUCUGCAGGCAGAUGCCACGAAGAAGGCUUACUGCGACUCAGAGAUGGGCAAAGCCAGCGACAAGAAGGCCACGAAAGAGGCGGACAUGGACAGCGUGAGCACCAAGAUCGACAGCGCCGCCUCCAAGUCGGCUUCCUUGAAGAAGGAAGUGGCCGACAUCAACAAGGAGUUGGCGGUGUUGGCAGAGACCGAGGCGAACAUGACAAAGCUGCGGCAGGAAGAGAAGUCCUUGUUCGCCAAGAAGGAGCCGGAGACCUUGAAGGGCAUGGAGGGCGUGAAGACGGCACUGAGGAGCCUGCGCGAUUUCUACAAGGCCUCCGGCGUGGAGGUGACUUCGGGCGAGCGCAAGGGAGCCGCCGGAGGCGUCAUUAGCCGCCUUGAGGAUGUGGAGGCUGACAUGGCUAUGAGCUUGAGCCAGAUGCGCUCCUCUGAGAAGACCGCCGAGAUGGGUUUCAAGAAGGACAUGCAGGACAUGAAGAUCGAUAAGUCGCAGAAGGAGAAGGACAUUCAGUAUAAGACCCAGGAAGCCCAGAGGCUCGACUCUGAGUUGAACAACUUGAACUCUGACCAGGAGAGCCUGGAGACAGAGAUGGGUGCACUGAUGGAGUUCACCAAGGGCCUGCGCUUGCCCCGGUCUACGCCCCGCGCCUUCCGCUCCUUCGCGCAGGGCAUCCGCGGCUUGGCGCGAGCCCAGGCCAUCGCCGAUGCUGGUCUUCCCGCGGAUGUUGAUGUCGUCUCCCUGGUGCGGCGGAUUGCAUUGACCCUCGCGUUCCCGGAGACUUUUCAGAAGGCAAUCGCCCUGAUGUUCGAAAAACUUGCAGAGCCGCACGGCUUCGACGACGUGCACGUUCUGCAUGUUCGGCACGUGCCAGAAUUGCUGGCUCACUGGGGCAUUCCCGAGGAUCAGAUCUCCAUCUUUUGGGCACAGCUUCGCAAGCAGGAGGCGUACUUCGAAUCGAAGGUGCUUCCGGAGUACAUCACCCUGAAAGAUGUGGAGGUCGUCCUGUUGAAGGUCUUGCGGAGAGUCCGGGACAAGUACUCCACGAGCAGGGUGAGCCGGGAUCAGUUCGUCACGCAGAAUACCAAGAAGUUCGACCAGGAGUACUCAAUGAUGGACUCCUGUGGCAAGGGCUCGUUCGGUGAGUGCUUCUGGGUCUCGCACCGCGUCUCGAAAGUUCGACGGGUGUGCAAGCGCAUUCCGAAGGAAGAAACAACACUUCCCGAGGAGGAGGUGCAGACUGAGCUUGAAAUUCUAAAAAAGCUGGACCAUCCGAAUGUUCUGCGGGUUUUCGAGUGGUUCGAGGAAGAGUUCUCCUUCCUUCUGGUCGUUGAGGCGGCUGUGGGCGGCGAUCUCCGACAGCUUCUGACCAAAGCUCGUCAGGAGCACUUCGAAGAUGGAGAGGCCAAGCCCCACCCGGGCAUCGACGAGAAUCUCGCUCGCGAGCUGGUCGAGCAGGCACUUCAGGGCUUGGCCUACGUCCACUCGAUGAGCGUCAUCCACAGGGACAUCAAACCGGCGAACAUGCUUCUGGCAUCGGCAGACAUGCAGAAGCCGCGUUUGCUGCUCGCAGACUUUGGUGUGGCGGAAAUCUUCCAGGAGUGUGCCAGCGCUGUGGUGAAGGGAACCGUCGCGUACAUGGCACCCGAGGUGUUCUCCAACGAAACUACGGCCGUAUCGGACGUGUGGGCCAUGGGAGUUGUGGUCUACGAGCUGCUGGCAUCGGAGCGACCCUUCAAUGCCGAGAACCCUAUGGCCAUGUACGCGCAGCUGAAGCUGACGCAGCUGAACCUUGAUCCGGUGAGGCGAGCGGAAGCCUCGAACGCAGCGGUGAACUUCAUUCAGCGCCUGCUCGUGAAGGAGGUAGCGAAGCGACCGCUCUGUCGCGAAGCUUUGCGUGACGAGUGGUUCUCCGGCGUCGAGAAGCAAAAGUCACUGAGCGGCCGCCAAGCCAGGAAGGCGCGGAAGAGCAUCGCCAACUUUGCACAGAUGAGCUUCUUCUCAAAGGCAGCCUUGAACUGUGUGGCGGCUCAGUUGGAUACGCACAAGAUCGAGAAUCUGGCGGAAGCCUUCGCCGGUUAUGAUGCCGAUCACGAUGGACGACUCAGCACCGCGGAGUUCGCGGCCGGCUUGGCAGAAAUGGGCGUCGACGUGGACGUCAUCGACCAGUUGGUGGCCAGUGUUGAUAUGGACUGCGAUGGCCAUAUCAACUACACCGAGUUUGUGGCUGCGCUGCUGCAGGUCCAAGGCAAGCUGAUCGACGACGUCGUGUAUCACGCCUUUCAGAUUUUCGAUCUCAACGGAGAUGGUCACAUCUCCUUGGACGAGCUUCGGAGCAUGCUCUCGGGUGGCGGUCCUCUGUCCGCCGUUCUGCCAGAUGGGAAGACAGUGGAGCAGGCAUUACAGGACUUAGACACUUCGCAAGACGGCGUCGUCUCGUUUGACGAGUUCAAGGCGUACUUGACACGGGAGAGCCAGGGUGCGAGCCAGAACAAAAGUCCCGAAGAUUCCAUCGAGGUGGAUGUGCGCCAAAGCCUGGACGUGGUCUUGCAGCAGUUAGCGUCCCUGGUGGGCCGGCCAGAGGCAGAGCUACUUCGCCAGUCCAAACGUCUGGCGCAGGAGCACUGGAUCACAACGGUUUCGGAUCUGAAGCAGCUGAACAGUGUGGACUGGCCUCGACUGGGCUUGCCCUUGAAGCUGGAGCAGGUGCUACGCCGGCAAAUUGCAGCGUGA